AUGACUUCUCUCUCUUCAGGAUGCUGCCUGUUGGAACCAGGAAUACUGGUUUGUGGUGACACUGGUUUAAUUCAGCGUGGAUUGCCCUUAUCUAAUGAGUUUUCUCUGUUUACUUUGCCAAUUUUGGGAGUAGACCUCCACUGUGAUUCCAGACCAUCUGUCCCCUCUCCCUCUUCCUCAGGGAUUGGGAUCUGGGCAGAGAUGAAUUCCCUGAGCAGCGAGAGCCAAAAGCAAUCGGUACGAAGUCUUAGAAGGAGAGAGAGGGAGCCCAGGUGUGAGAGAAAGGAAACUCCAUACUCUGAGGCUCCCUCCCUGAAAGAAUGA
Molecule: messenger RNA, 324 nt
Organism: Rangifer tarandus platyrhynchus (Svalbard reindeer)
Lineage: Eukaryota; Metazoa; Chordata; Mammalia; Artiodactyla; Cervidae
Source: the annotation of a GenBank genome assembly